This is a messenger RNA of Cucumis sativus (cucumber), 1278 nucleotides long. RefSeq lists its product as uncharacterized. The record is from RefSeq and is a predicted model, not a curated record. The transcript has a single exon. NCBI's taxonomy places the organism in Eukaryota, Viridiplantae, Streptophyta, Magnoliopsida, Cucurbitales, Cucurbitaceae. The coding region runs from base 1 to 1278 and encodes 425 amino acids. Gene Ontology annotation, molecular function: catalytic activity.
AUGUGGAAACGUAACAGUUUUGUGUUCACGACUAACGAGGUUGUCGACCAGUUUAUUUUUGGUGUAAUAACAGAUUUGAUCUCUGGGGAGAAGGUAGAGGUUCUGUGUGUGUAUGCCUAUAAUAGUAACAUCGAGAGACGUGUUUUAUGGAGGCAAAUGGCUGAGAUCUCUGCUGGUUGGAGAGGACCGGGUAUGGUCUUGGGUGAUUUUAACACCAUCAGACUCCAGUCUGAAGCAUUCGGGGGUGCUCCGAACGUGGGGGAUAUGGAGGAGUUUGACAUGGCUAUUCGAGAGGCGGACCUUGUUGAACACGCGGUCCAGGGGAACUGGUUUACUUGGACUAGUAAGAUACAUGGGUCGGGUUUGAUGAAGAGACUUGAUCGUAUCCUAGUGAAUGAUGAGGGGCUUAGUACAUGGCCUAACAUGAGGGUUAACGUCCUCCCGUGGGGUAUUUCUGAUCAUUCUCCCAUACUUGUCUAUCCCAGUAAUCAGCGAAGCCAACAAGUGGUCUCUUUUCGUUUCUUUAACCAUUGGGUUCAAGAAGCGUCCUUUAUGGAUGUUGUGUCCUCUGCUUGGACCAAAGAUACUAGAGUUUCUCCAAUUGUGAAUAUUGUGAGGAACUUAAGAAAUCUCAAGUCGAUUCUUCGCAGACAUUUUGGUAGGCAUAUCCGGACCAUCAGUGAGGAUGUUCGUCUUGCCAAUGAUACCAUGGACCGAGCUGAAAGAGAGAUGGAGACGAACUCUCUGUCGGAGGAGGCGAGUAAUCACGCGAGCUUAGCCACGGUAAACUUUUGGAAAGCGGUUAGAGUGGAGGAAGCCGCUAUGCGUCAGAAGUCGCGAACCAGAUGGUUGAAGCUAGAUGACCAGAAUACUGCCUUUUUUCAUCGAUCUGUUCGAUCAAGGCAGAGCAGCAAUGCUUUGAGAUCAGUUAUUGACCCAGAUGGAAAUCGGUUGACUAACCAUGAUCAGGUGACUCAGGUGGUAGUGAAUUAUUUCAAAGAUAGUCUGGGUUCUCAGAAUAUUAGCUAUGGAGAGCUCUCUACUAGUAUUGAGGAGAUUGUUCAGUUUAGAUGGACUGAGGAGUGUUGUCAGGCCCUCCAGUCGCCUAUUGGCAGGGAGGAAGUGAGACGUGUUCUGUUCUCCAUGGAUGGUGGAAAGGCUCCAGGCCCUGAUGGGUAUUCAGUUGGCUUCUUCAAAGGAGCUUGGACGGUGGUUGGAGAGGGUUUCUGUGAUGUCGUCUUACACUUCUUUGAGACCAAUUACUUCCCUCAAGGGUGA